This is a messenger RNA of Mya arenaria, 6517 nucleotides long. RefSeq lists its product as uncharacterized. Gene Ontology annotation, biological process: intracellular signal transduction. The record is from RefSeq and is a predicted model, not a curated record. Lineage: Eukaryota; Metazoa; Mollusca; Bivalvia; Myida; Myidae. Bases 2000 to 3253 code for a protein of 417 amino acids. The transcript has 4 exons.
AUUUCUGUAAUUCUGUAAUUAAGACAAGUUCGGCUUCCGGUCACGUAGCCCCCAUUCUUGUACCGAUAAUGCGUAUAACCUGGGAGUUAGAUGAUGGUACUUAUUUGAGGAAAAAAGAGCCUGACCAGAGACAAACAGUAGCGGCCUCUUAAAACACGAUGACAGACACACGUGACAACAGUUGCAUUGUUCUCUGUUGACUAUGUCUUUGCUCUUCACGAUGAUUUGUUUCAUAUGAUUUAUUUCAUGUGUUUUGCAUUUUGGCUAUGAAUGUUAUGUCAUUUAAUGAUGAAGAAAUGUUAUGUUAUAGGUUAUGUUAUGUUAUGUUAAGCUAUGUUAUUUACAGCGUUGACUUACUAAAAAGAGUUAAAUGUUACCUAUUGUCAUUAGUUUCAGACGAAAGAGUUUAUAAAAUACAAGCUUUUUUUAUUCUAAGAUAAAAAAAUAUUAUGCUGUCUUUAAAUUUCAAAUUUUCAAUUUUUACUUGGACCAAUACCAGAAAAUUAUUCAGGCUAAAUGGAUUUAUAUUAACAGCCUGCAGUUUGUCUGUACAUGUACUUCCGAACACCGAACCAACAAGUCGUAUAUCGUAUAUAGACUUACUGGUCCAGAAUUUUACAACAAACUGAGCCCAAGCAAGGCUGCUCCAAGAUCGAUCUUGAAGUCACUCUUCUGAUAGAACGUACAUAAGUAUCAUUUUCAUUAUGGUAUGUAAAACCGAUUGGUCUAUCUUCAUGUGUCACCGCGGCCUUGAGCGAUCUCAUGGUCGUUCCGCCCGCAACAAAGGUUCUGGUCAAAGUAAUGAUCGCUUCCCUUUCGCAUUAAAAAAAAACUGGAUACUAUUACAUAAUUUUUAUGUAUGUUCUUUGAAAAUAAAAUAUUUUUAAACCAAAAAACCCAACAACACUCCGAGUCGUGCAGGGACGGUUGUAGGUCAAAACACCCCCAGGUUAUAACAUCUUAUAGUCAAAACGCCCUCACCCAAGUAAAAGCGUUCCCAAACAACAUUAAAAACUUCCCCACUUAUCACACACGGCUGUGUCAAGCAAUAAUGUCAAAAGUCGUGGGAAGACCUCUUAAACUCUAAAACAACAAGUACAGUCAAUUAGCCACAACUAUAUGCUUUUGAAGCUUUAAUAAUAAUAAUAAUAAUAAUAAUAAUAAUAAAAAUAAUAAUGAUGAUGAUGAUGAUGAUGAUGAUGAUGAUGUUGAUGUUGAUGAUGAUGAUGAUGAUGAUGAUGAUGAUGAUGAUAUUAAUAUUAAUAAUAAUAAUAAUAAUAAUAAUAAUAAUAAUAAUAAUAAUAAUAAUAAUAAUAAUGAUAAUAAAUCGAUUACGACUUUAAAGGCGGGCAACCCAAUAUUUUAUUUAUAUAUGAGUAUUAAUAUUUUAUUAACAACUUAUGUUAACUACAUUAUUUGAUUUUACCGAGUUAUAUUGAUAUAACUGUAUAUCGAAAUGAAAAUAAUACAAUAUUUAUUCGGAACUCAUCGGCCAUUUUUAUCGAAAACAAUUUCUUUAACGAUUUUUCGAUAAAAACGGCGUAGGAGUUCCGAAUGUACAAUAUUUUAACAUUUGGAACAGCGGCAGUACAGCAAAGAGUUAACCGGAGCCCGGGUUUUAGCACUAUCAAAUGUCAUAAAUUAGAACUGUAAAAAAACUUUCGCGUUUGUUGAAAAAAUUAAAAUCUUAAUUGCUAGCAUCUCGGCGUUUAUUUAAAAAAAUAUCGUACUGUCAGUACUGUUUAUAUUUUUUUUUCGAUUAUUAUCAGUAUAGAUCUUAUCCAAUCAUAACUGCUUAAAGAAUUCACUUCUUAGAUUUUUUUCCAGCUGACAGGAACUGGAUGAUUGACAGUUGGUGGGAAAACAGUAUUUGUAAACAAUCGUCAUGUGACAGAAUAACAACAAAAUAGACGAGGUAUCAGCCCUUGUGGUUGUAGAAAGAAGAUGAUUUAUCAAAGGCCUUAAGCAUCAUCAGUAUCAAACCCAACUAACAUCCAAUAUGGGGGCAGAGGAAAGCAAGCCAGGUUCCCCAUGUUUCGGAUUGAUGGGUCCAUCAUCGGUGGUGAGCAACAUGAACAGACAGGCUCAGAUGGCGCGGGCCUGGUCGCUGCUUCACCAAUGCUCCCUGGAACAGUGGAAACUUGGACAUGGAGAGGCUGCAGGGUUUGGUUUGACCGUGAUGUGCUGCAACAACGUCGUGUUCAAGGACUGUAGUCCUGCAUUUUGCACAAGCCAGCAAAACAUCAUCAACAUCCCAAAAUCACACCGCAUAUUUCGCUUCAGACGUAGGCAUAAGUUUACUAAGAUGGCAGAACAUUUUGAGUACAAGGUUGUUCCAGCACAGAUGUCUUGCAUUCAAAACUUUCAAGUCAAAAGUGUGCUUUGUGUUCAGCAAAAUACUGUUGUACUCCAUCUUAUUCGCAAUAUGACCACCCAGUUUGGGAUUGUGGAUUUGUCAUCUGACAAAUUUCUUGGAGUGUUUGGUGUGCAAAAUGUGGGUUUCAUUAAUGAAGAUCUAAGGGGAAAGAUUAGCCCAGACUGCUCUGUCUGCCUUAUUAAACUGCCUAGUCUACAAACAGGUGUUGUGAAUGGGUAUGAGUUUCAGCUGUAUGAUCUCAAAACCAAGAAUCUGCUUGGGGAAUACUCGCUGCCAUAUCUAGACACAGCGUUCGCCUUUGAUCCCAGAUUUAAUUGGACACACUUUGCAGCGACAAGCUUCCAAGUCGGAAGUGAUAACAGCCUGAGUAUUGUUCGAGUCAAAAGCUGGGAAGUUCUAGUCACAAAUCCAAGGCUGGAUGAUCAAAGACCUAGUCAAAACAAUGAACUAAAGGACAUCUUUUAUUCAAGAGAGGGCCACCUGAUAUUUGCAGUAACCAUCACGGAGGGCUGUCAUUGCAGGGAGCGGAAAUCAAGGAGGACCAAUCCAUGCGACAUCAGUAUAUUUGUGUUCAAUGCUGAUACAGCUGACACAAUCCACUGUAUCCGCUAUCAUCGCUUUACCUGUGGGCUUCACCUCUGCCCCGUCAACUACAUGCCCCUGUUCUCACACUGCGGGAGUCGCAUGGCCAUCAUCCUCAAUGAUAUGGAGGACACCCUGGACCAUGUACAGAUCUACAAACUGCCGAGUUCUAUGAGUCUGCAGUAUCGCUGCAGGGUGCGCAUUUUGCAGCAGUAUGGACCUGACAGACUGAGACAGCUGCCACUUCCAAAACGCCUUGUGCAAUUCUUGAAAUUCUUUCCAGAAUAUGAAUGAAGAUUGCAAUAACACAAAUGCUAAAGUAAAAACAGCUUGUUGAAAUGUAGAAAACAUUGCACAAUUAUGUUCUCUUUUAAUAUCAAUAAUUUAAAUUUUGACUCCAGAAAAGCUGGUUUCAAAUAAUGUUGCAGUAAUUUUGGUUUUCUAACUGAUGGUUAAGUUCAUAAAACUGAAUUUGUUAAAUUGAAGCUUAUUCAAAGCUAGUAAACAUAAGAUAGUUGUUUUUUCUGGACUAUGUUUGUGUUUUCUGCUUAUUCAUCAGUCAUUUACUGUACAGUAAUAGUAUAAAUUGUUUACUUGUAAAUGUACUCAAAGCUUAAACUGCAUAUACAGAUUAGAGUGAUAGUUACACUAUAUGUAAUUCAAGAGAAACAUUUCAAAGAAAAGUUUCAAAUUUAUACCUUCUAACAUUCUAGUUUAAAUGAAUAAAGUUUACAUAUGUUUGCAUUUAUUGAUCAAGUAUUAACAUUAUUGAGGCUUCAUAAAGAAGUGGAAGCCUUGCUAGAAAUCUUAUUGCUGGAAUAACUUCUUUUGAUCUAUAAGUGCUUAUUCAUUUUGAAAAAAUCUGAUAUUUUGUCUCAAAGUUUUCACACUGCUACAAGCGUGCAAGCCAUCAUCUUUGUGCUUUAAAUAAAAUGUAUUUCAAUGCUUCUGCAUUUUUUGCUUGCAUAUGUUGAUUGAUAGUUUUCUGAAUGUUUAUGUUGUGAAAAUCAUAAUGCACUAGUUGACAUGCUUCACUUGGAAUAUUACUCAUUUUGUAUCUCAUCAAGUCCAGUUUAUGCCAGACAGAAGUUAAGCUCAAGUUUAGCAAUGCAGCUGGUGUCUUUGGGAUUUUGUAUUGAAAUAUUCAGGUUAGAUAUUCACCGUGGAUUUGUUUCAUGUAAUUCUUGCUUGGCAAGUUUUCAUAAGUGGUACAUAAAUUGAAAUGAUAAUAUUGGCCCAAUCAUGUUAUAAAAUGCCUUCAACUCUCAUGAAACAGUUACAUCCUGAUAGAUUUUAAUCAUGAUUUAUGUGCACAAUGUGAACUCAAAAGGUUAAUCCUAGAAAUAAUGGCAAGUCCAUGUAUCAAAUUUAAUUUUCUUCCGUAAAUUGUGAGAAUACUAGAAUUUGUAUAUGUGAAUGUAAGUCUAUAGUUCAUGAUAACAGUACAAUGUUUAAUGAUAUUUACAUUUGAACCAUUGUGGUGAAGUUGUUGAUGUACAUAAACUCUUCUGUUUUAGUGCUCUCUCCUGUCAGAUUGUAAUUUCAAUUUUCAGUAACAGAAGUUAUACAUUACUGAUUAUAUAUGGAGAAACGGAGUGAUGAAAAUGCCAUUUUAUCAUACUUGUGUAUGAAUGAUAUAUAUAUAAAAAUGAAUGGAUAAAUGUUUUUUAGGUUCUUCUUUUAACUACAUUAUUUCUUAGAUUAAUUGAUCUCUUAGACUCUUCUACUUUCUGGAUUGUUUUACCAGUUAUUGUAAAUGUUUAUUUUUGCAAUAUUUACUUGUUAUGUUCUUGUUAGUUUUACCUUUAAUUUGUUACAGAUUUUACACGAACAUUCGAGAAACGUAUCUAGUCAUACUUGAUUCACAAUGCUCUUCUAAGCAUUUAUCAUUGAACCAUAUCCAUAAGGCUGUACUGUUAACUAUUAAGUGUGAACUUGUGAAGGCAAGCUUGAUUGAUGGUGAAACUGACAUUGUGUUUAUUUUAAGACAUGAAGUAUUUACAACAUGCAGCAUAUAGAUAAUGUUUGCUAAAUGCAGCAAGUAGAUUAUUUAUGCACACUGUGCUUGGCUUCCAACAUGUGAAUGUGUUGAUUACAUAUGUUUAAUAUGGCAUGUUAGUUAUAUGAUUGUAUGAUUUUGAUCAUUUUUAAUUUUACUUUUCUUUAUCAAAGUAAAUGCAAGAUACUGAGUUUAUUCUAAGCAGGAGUAAAUAAGACGUUUAUUUUGUGACUUCACUGUCUUUAAGAAAUUAUCAUACCAUGUUAUUGACAAUCUCUAAUGUUGUGUACAUGUAUAGAAUUUGAAUGUCAGAAUAGCUUCAUUUCAUAAUUAGUUUUGAAUGUAUGUUGAAUAAUCUAAAACUAAUUUUAACACAUCUAGAGUUUUAUAGCAAAUUUACACUGAUGUGAUUGUGCUUUUUUUUAAUCUUUACUCCUAUAUCUAAGGCAUGUUAGGUAGGGGUUGCCAAUUCGAGGAACUCUCUCAUGUUUUGUCAAAUAAUUUUCCUGGUGAUGUAUCAGAAAAAAACGAUUCAAGUAUAAAAAACAACCUGGUUUAAGUGGGGAGUGAAACUAAACCAGUACAGUCAAGAAAAAGGUAGAAAAAAACAAUAGCUUAACCACUAGAACACAAUGACUUAUACUAAGCUUUAAGGAAAUUUAAACCUUUAUUGAAAAUAUUGCUAGCAUCAUGUGAUAAUGUCAAUCAACCAACAAUUGUGGACUUUAAGGCAAUAUUUGAGCAUAUAUCAACUUCUGUUCAAGCGUUCCAUCCGUCAGUAUCUUAGUUUUAACACUCCUUAUGAUUUGCCACUCUUUAUUUUGUAUUUUACAAACAAUGAAUGAGUCUCUUUAAAUGAGGUGAAUUUCCCUUUUUCUUGGAACAAGGGUAUGAAAGUUGUGAAGAAGUAUGUUAGACUGGUGAUUUGUUGCUUUCCAUACAGUUAUAUCUACCUAAAAUCAUUAAGGUUUUGUACUAUCUACUAAUGGUGCUAUUAUACAAGAAAGUUUUGUGGCUGUGUUAAUAAAAUUGUUUCUUUAAGGUUAGUUAGUUGUUAAAUUGUUUUACAAUACUUUUGAAUAAUCCACAGUUCCAAAAUGGUUAUAUAUUAUUAAAUGUUUAUUAGAGUCAGUGUUACAGUGACUUUGAAUACAUGUAAUAUUGGGACAUUUCAUGUAUCAGACAUAGUGAUCUUUCUAUAGUAGCAUUUGCUGUGAUGUGUUUAAAUGUGUUCACUUUUAAAGAAUGCUUGUUGCAGAUUUGCUUAGCGUUCACUGUGUUAGUGCUAUAUACAUAAUACACACAUACCCACUAUACUAGAAUUGACCCCUCCCAUACAUUGUUGAAUGAUAGACUUACUAAGCUUGAUAAUGUUGUUUGGUACAGCUUUAGUGCCGUAUUCAUAUUUAAAUAUUGCUAGAUUGAUCAUUUUUAUAGCUGGGAAUAUAUAUAUAUAUAUGUAUCACCCAUAUUCAAUAUACAUGUGCAUUUUUUCUGUUUGUCGGUCAUUAUAGUAUAGCCUCAUUAUGUUCAAGAUAUUAAUAAAACACCAAAUGGUA